CCCCCCCCCCCCCCCCCCCCCACUUUUGUCAAAGCUUUCUGCAGACUGCAGCUCUCUAAUCGCAAUAUGCUUGUAUAUAUAUUAUAUGUAUGCACAUUCCAUACAUAUAGAUAGCCGAAGAAUAAACUUAAUUUGUGUUGGGGUUUUCUUUUGAGUGCUUUCUAAAGCCAUGGAUUUUCAGAAGAAGCCGGUUCGGCUUCUUGUCUUAAUCGCCGCUAUCAUCGCUCUCAGCUUAGCAGCUGAAAAAUGUCGGCAACUGGUUGGGGAAGAGGCUUCAUCUCAGAGUGGGAAGUUUACAUUCUUGGACUGUUUUGACAUGGGCUCUGGAUCUGUAGCAUGCGCUGUGAAGGAGGGUGUGAAGCUGUAUGUCUACAACAUCAGAACCGUUCAUGUUGAAAAAGCGAGGCGUACUGCAAUUGAGACUGCCUUAGUUGAUGCAGUGUCACAGAGGAUGUCUAAUACAGAUGCCGCCAAACUAGCAGAGAAAGAAGGCGCAAAGGCCGCAAAGUUGGCAACCCGGCAAGCCAAGCGCAUUAUAGGUCCCAUUAUCUCUUCCGGAUGGGACUUUUUUGAAGCAAUAUACUAUGGUGGUACCAUGACAGAAGGAUUCCUCAGAGGCACUGGAACCUUAUUGGGUGCCUAUGCCGGUGGUUUCCUUGGAGAGGAAAGGCUUGGGAAGAUUGGCUAUCUUGUGGGAAGUCAUUUAGGCAGUUGGGUUGGAGGUAGAAUUGGACUUAUGAUAUAUGAUGUGGGUAAUGGAGUGCAGUACUUGCUUCAAUUUAUUCAAACUGAAGAAAAUGUAGUUCGUGAAACGCCAGCUUAUGAAAACUCUGAAGCUUUCGAGGAUUCAUAUACUUAUGAGGCUCCCUUGUAUGGUUCUGAAGCAUCUGAGCAUUCCAAUACUUAUGGAACUCCUGAUUAUGAGACCUCUGAAGCAUAAGAAGAAUCUGAUCUGUAGGUUCACUUUCUGAUUCUUUUCUUGAAAAAUUUAUUGACAAUAGUUACAUUAUGAUCAAAUAUUUUAGUGACUCGUAUAAAAUUUGUGUAUAAGCCUAUGUAUAGUCUUGUCUUAUGGUUAA
Messenger RNA from Juglans microcarpa x Juglans regia, 1079 nucleotides. RefSeq lists its product as uncharacterized. The transcript is spliced from 2 exons. The record is from RefSeq and is a predicted model, not a curated record. Bases 170 to 940 code for a protein of 256 amino acids. Lineage: Eukaryota; Viridiplantae; Streptophyta; Magnoliopsida; Fagales; Juglandaceae.